CCCGGCCCGGUCCGGUCCGGUCCGGCCCGUCGCUUCGCCGUCCGCCGCGCCAUGCAGACCCCGGCCAAGCUCGUCACCAGCAGGCAAGUUCAGAAUUCCCACACCGGCCUUGAUCUGUUUGUCCCGGAGUACCAAGAGAUACGGGGGAAGAUGAUGUCCGGCCACGUGGAAUAUCAGAUUGUAGCUGUUACCUGUCUGGCUGCAUUUAAAUCUACAAGGCACAAAUCUGAAGAUGUGGUCCAGUUUAUGGUUUCCAAAAAGUACAGUGAGAUUGAGGAGUUUUACCAGAAGCUGGCCACUCGUUACCCAGAGGCAGCUCUCCCACUGCUCCCAAGGAAGAUGUUGCUGGUCGGGGAGUCCGAUAUCCGAGAGCGAAGAGUAGCGUUCGAUGAAAUCAUGAGAUACGUCUCGAAGGACGCCGACCUAGCCACAAGCCCCGAGUUGCUGGAAUUCCUAGGAACCAAGCCGUCAGAGGCUGCGGACUUAAGGGGGGGAAACAACCCUCAUCUGGAGGAAGAAGACAAAGGAAGAGACGCCGAGUUCUUCGACUUUUUCGAGCAGCCAGAGACAGCAUCCAUGGAAACCCCUCAUCGAAAGUUCUUGAAAGAUCAGGAGGCCCGGCAGGAUUUGGAAGAUGAUGAGGAGGAAGAAAUUAUGGAUCCUCUUGGCAUAAUGAGAUCCAAGAAAAAGAAAAAAAUCCCAGUUCCUGUUAAGGCCAGUAAACCAAAAUUAACCAUUUUUGAUGAGGAAGUAGAUCCCGAUCAGGACCUGUUUGGCUCAGUUAAAGAUUUUUCGUCCAAAAGCACCGAAGUGAAACCUGCAAAAGACAAUCUGAAAUUGUUCGAUGAUCCAGAUCUCGGUGGGACUGUUAAAAUGGGAGAUUCACUUCUAUUGCCGCUGACUUGUGAUACUCCAGAGCCUAAAUGGAGGCUCGGCCAUGAAGAAGCCACUGAGGAUCUUUUGAGGGUUGAAGAUGACUUGGAGAAGAUCUUGAACUUAGAGUCAAAGCCCAAACCCAAGCCCAAACCCAAACCCAAAGUACCUGCGAAACCACAAGUCUUGCCAAAGACGGGGGAGAGCUCGGCCCGGGACACCAAACAAAGGGAACAGCAGAUACAAACCAUGAAUGAGAUGGACAUUCUUCAGUAUAUCCAGGAUAAUGAAGCCUCCGGCAAUGCGGCUCCGAGCCUCUUUUGAACCCAAUUCCUAACCCUGACUCCAACCUAACCCAAUUCCAGAUCCAGACAGGAAACGGGGAGCAGAGGGUCUGGUUUGGAACCACACUUUCAGUGAUUACAUUCGGAUGCAAAAAUCGUGGUUCUACCCAGUCAAAAUUAAGUUGCUUGAUGUAACAUAAUGACAAGUAGAUAAAAGACAAGUAGCAAAAGAUUUCACCCAUUAUAAGUGAUGAUUAUACCCAUAAGUGAUGGAAUUCCCCGACUCCAGUCGGCAGAAUCGUAAACAAGCUGCAGAGGACAGCAUUAAAAAGCCAGAUGGAUUCCAA
Molecule: messenger RNA, 1504 nt
Organism: Ornithorhynchus anatinus (platypus)
Lineage: Eukaryota; Metazoa; Chordata; Mammalia; Monotremata; Ornithorhynchidae
Gene: HS1BP3
Product: HCLS1 binding protein 3
Exons: 7
Coding region: 52-1197 (381 amino acids)
Molecular function (GO): phosphatidylinositol binding
Source: RefSeq, a predicted model, not a curated record